AUGACAUCAUCACCAACCUACCCCACCGUGGAGCUGGAAACGUUGGCCAAGGAGCAGGCGGAAAGGGUUGCUGCUGUUCUACGUGCCUCAGCCCACAUGGACUACAUUGGGGAGUCCAUCUCCCAGCUCGAGCACGCCCUCCAGUGCGCCAAGUUUGCUGCCGACUCGGGCGCGGACGAGGAGACGGUGCUGGGCGCGAUGCUGCACGACGUGGGCCAUCUGCAGCUGGAUGUCGACCAGGACGAGAGUUCGCUUGCGCGCAUGGGAGCCGUGGGUGUGCAGAACCACGAGGUGGUGGGCGCCAGCUACCUCCUGCGCCUGGGCUUCUCGGACAAGGUCGCCCAGCUCGUGUGCGGUCACGUCCAGGCUAAGCGCUACCUGGUGUGGAAGCACGAUAACUACGCACGGAAGCUGUCGCCGGCCAGCAAGCUCACGCUCGAGUACCAGGGCGGACCGAUGAGUGACGCCGAGGCGCUGGCGUUUGAGCAGAGCCCGCUGUUCGACGCCAUACUCAAGCUGCGCAGCUGGGACGACAAGGCCAAGGUGGUGGGACUCCGAGUGCCCGAUCUGGACCACUACCUACCGAUGAUGGUGCGACACAUCAGGCACAACCUCGGCCGACACGACGCCUGA
Molecule: messenger RNA, 633 nt
Organism: Acanthamoeba castellanii str. Neff
Lineage: Eukaryota; Discosea; Longamoebia; Acanthamoebidae
Exons: 3
Coding region: 1-633 (210 amino acids)
Source: RefSeq, a predicted model, not a curated record